AUGGCUAAUAACUUCCAGUUCCCACCCAACAUAAAGAAACUGCUAGACGAUAAGGAGAAGACCGGGUCCCUCCAUUUCAGGUCAGAAGGAGGCGACUCGCGAGGCCUAUUGGUCGGGCAAUAUAGCAGGUGGCUUGGUGGAAAAGCUGGCGACUGGGGCGUGACCGAAUACGUCGACGUCUACUUGGACAAGGCCAAAUGGGAAUUAAUCAAGCGCGAGCCUAAUCGACACCCGAAAAAUGAUCUCGAAAUCACAUUCAAGGAGUCGUCAAGUCGUUCGGUGACAAAUUCGACAGAGACAACAGUUUCGGCCGACCUCGGCUUUGAAAAGGUUUUCAAGUUCUCGAUGGGCAUUGAGGACAAACGCAUCACAGCUGUUACGACGAGCAACGAGAGAGGAACCGACAAGAAACAUACUCUUGGUCCUGGCGAAUCGGCUUACAUCUAUAGGCGCAUUUACCAGCUCAACCUGCGCGCGUGGUGGUCGGCAGAUCUUUCGGGCGCUGAACGUGUUGUUACCCAGGAUGCAACGACCAAUAAUACACAUGAAGGAGCAGUCAAAAGCACCAUCACAGGAGACGAUGAGAUUUUCUUCGACCCUCUAUCGGGAGAAGAGACUAUCACCUUACCUCCGGCGAACAAGGAGCGGGACGACAGUCCGAACGGCUGGAAGAACCGAAUCCGAUUCAGCGACCUUUAUAAUCCGGCAAAAGCACAAGUCGCUGGAGCUUGGAAGAGAGCGUUGGGUGGAUCUCGAGAUGACGUGAUACGGGAGAUGUUGAAGUAUAAGGACCCGAGCUUUGAAUUCACGAUAGUGCCUACGUUCUCGAUCGAAGUCGCCUUUUUAGGGCUCACCAAGUUCGGGAUUGCAUAUCCCCCUCCUGUUUGA
Rhizoctonia solani is the source of this 888-nucleotide messenger RNA. RefSeq lists its product as uncharacterized. Lineage: Eukaryota; Fungi; Basidiomycota; Agaricomycetes; Cantharellales; Ceratobasidiaceae. The transcript has 3 exons. The record is from RefSeq and is a predicted model, not a curated record. Bases 1 to 888 code for a protein of 295 amino acids.